Toxorhynchites rutilus septentrionalis is the source of this 826-nucleotide messenger RNA. RefSeq names its product ER membrane protein complex subunit 4 (gene EMC4). Bases 132 to 641 code for a protein of 169 amino acids. The record is from RefSeq and is a predicted model, not a curated record. Lineage: Eukaryota; Metazoa; Arthropoda; Insecta; Diptera; Culicidae. Gene Ontology annotation, biological process: protein folding in endoplasmic reticulum. The transcript has 2 exons. Gene Ontology annotation, cellular component: EMC complex.
CGAAUCAAUAUUAUUUCAUAAGUCAGAAGCAGGCAGUGAAGAUUGUUCUAUGAUUUACCAAAUUUGUUGAAAAUAUCUCUAGUUUUGCUUACAAGUUCAGCGAAAUACACCACGAAGUAAUACUUUAAAUAAUGACAACCAAAAGCCAGACGAAAAAGUUUAAAUGGCAGCUAGAUUUUGCCUACAGAUCCCGUGCAGAAAUAGCUUCCCCUCCAGGAUUCAACCCAUCGGCCGGACAGCUGCACAGUGAAGUAGCCCGAGACAAUGACCAAAGCCAUCUGAUACUGAAGAAAUCCUGGGACAUAGCCCUCGGCCCAAUCAAACAGUUUCCAAUGAAUCUACUGAUUAUGUAUAUGUCCGGAAACUCAAUCAGUAUUUUUCCCAUCAUGAUGGUGGUGAUGAUGUUCAUCCGGCCAAUUAAAGCAAUGCUAUCAACCGGAGCUACAUUCAAAGUGAUCGAAGGGGUUCAAGCAACGGGACAGAAGUUUGUGUACUUUUUGGGCAAUUUAGUGAACAUCGGAUUGGCUCUGUACAAAUGCCACAGCAUGGGUCUUCUUCCGACGCACGCUUCGGAUUGGUUGGCUUUCGUGGAACCACAAGCUCGGCUCGAAUAUUCCGGUGGUGGUAUGUCGCUGUUGUAAAAUCGAAAUAAGCAGAGACCGUACUCUCAUUUUUUAAAAAAAAAUAAUUUAUUUCAUGUCCCGAAGUAACAAAUAACAAUAGUAAAAACGAACAGUUUACGGUAAACAAUGGGGUUGAACUGUUUGUUUAUAGGACAAACAAAAGAAAAACUCCUGUCUUCAUUAGAAAAAGUUUGUAUUUCGAA